Molecule: messenger RNA, 399 nt
Organism: Saccharomycopsis crataegensis
Lineage: Eukaryota; Fungi; Ascomycota; Saccharomycetes; Ascoideales; Saccharomycopsidaceae
Gene: MRPL38
Product: mitochondrial 54S ribosomal protein uL14m MRPL38
Exons: 1
Coding region: 1-399 (132 amino acids)
Biological process (GO): translation
Cellular component (GO): mitochondrial large ribosomal subunit; ribosome
Molecular function (GO): large ribosomal subunit rRNA binding; structural constituent of ribosome
Source: RefSeq, a predicted model, not a curated record
AUGAUUUACUUGAAAUCUAUGCUUAAUGUCAUCGACAACAGUGGGGCACAACUUGCAGAAUGUAUCAAGGUACUCAGGAAGUCGCCUAAGAACCACGCGCAGUUAGGCGAUAAGAUUGUCGUUGUUGUUCAGAAGGCUAGACCUUUAACUUCCGUCAUCACUGGGGCCACAAACGCUAAUCGGGUUAAGAAAGGGGAUAUUGUUCAUGCUGUGGUUGUCAGACAGAAGCAAAACUUUAGAAGACCAGAUGGAUCAUGGAUCAAGUUCGAUGACAAUGCAUGUGUUUUGAUUAACAAGAACAACCAGGAUGUGAUUGGUACUAGAAUCAGUGGAGCUGUCGCUAAAGAAGUCAAGAAAGAGUUUAGUAAAAUCGCAACUUUGGCACCAAAGGUCAUCUAA